AUCUAAAGUACUGGUGUGUGUUGCAGUGUUGUUUUGAAGUAUUAGUUUGUUGUCAUGGUGGUGGUGAGUGUUGUGUUGAUAAUCGGUAAAGGCUAUGAUAUGAAAGGACAGUUCUAACUAAAGAGCCGCUUCCCUUGAUAAGACGCAUGCCACCAUGAUAAGAAUGAAAGUAAAGGAUGUGGUGACCUUGGGAUGUGGUCAUGCCUCCAGUUAGUGCAGAAGGUAGUAAAGGUAGUGGGUGAGGGAAGAAGAUGCCGGCCCUGGUGGUGUUCAACCGGCGCUGGAGGAUUGGCAGUGAUGACCUGGUCAUUCCUGGCAUCAUAGAGGUCAUCCUGCGGGCUGUUUGGCUGGGGCUGACCACAGCUAUCAUGGUACAGCACGAGUCAGACACAUCCAGGUGCUCUGACGGAAGUCACCUGCUGCGCCUCUUUCUCCUGGUCAGCCUGGUGCUUUUGGGUGUAACACUGGUCAUCACAAUGAUGCUGGUGGUGCACAGCUCUCGAGGCACCAUUGUCAAUGCCCUCCCCAGGAAACAUGUCCCUGCCCUCAUUGUAACCAGAGUUGUGUUUGGAAUCCCUGAGGUGAUGUGGAACAUAAUAGGAUCAGUAUGGAUCCUGAUGGGGGAGAUUAAGUGUGAACCAGACACUGCUUUGCCAAUGCUUAUGAAAGCUUUGGUCACGUACACAUGGGUAGCCAUCGCCCUCAUCCUGCUGGGCAUCCUGCUGCUCUUUGACCCCAUGAAACGGCCAUCCAGGCAAGGGCUAGUCGAGGGUGGAACUCUUGGGAGUCAUUAUAUUCAGCUGUGGGAGAAAAGAUGUCGCUUGCUGUGCUGUGUGCGAUCACAUGAUGAUAGUAUCUCUGAGGCCUUCAAGAAUGUAGCAGAUGUGUUUGCUUCACUGUUUGAGGACCUUGACUUGGUGGCAUCAGACUUGGCAGCUGCAUUGGUGCUACUUCGUCUCAAGAGGAAGUAUGAAGAGCAGCGAGAGGAGUCUUUCAGGAAAAUAGAUCGUCACCUCCCUAUCAGCAGGUCUUCCACAGCUAGUAUUGGCACUCUGCAGGAUGAGGGGAGACUCCCCUACCAGCAGUCCCCACGACCUGAAUGGAUGAAGGUUGGCAGUGCAGAACAUUUCAUGAAGUUUGCCAUGGCCUCCUAUGGCUGGCCAUGGUUUAUCUACCAUAAUUUCUGCCAGGGGUGCUGUUCUCUCAAAACACACUUGCUGUGCUGUUCUUGUUUUAGGUCCACUCCACGGUAUGUGAUGCAAGACAACUGUUGUCUGUGUCACACUGCAGCACUCAAGGCCAUCACAGGGCUCUCUGAAGAGAAUAUUACUUAUAUAACUUUCCACAAUAAAAUCUAUGAGGUUCCCUUCUUUAUUGCCAUUGAUGAUGAGACCCAAAAUGUGGUGCUGGCCAUCCGAGGCACUUUGUCCCUGCAUGAUGCCAUCACGGAUCUCAAUGCCCAGUGCACUGUGGUUGAGGGUGAGGGCUUGCCUGCAGGAUGUAUGGCCCACAAAGGUAUGGUGAUAGCUGCUCGGAGUGUCCUUACUAGGCUGGAUGAUUCCAGAGCCCUGAAUGAAGCUUGUUCAUCCCGUCCUGGGUAUGGCUUGGUGAUCACUGGCCACAGUUUGGGAGCAGGAACAGCUGUGGUGGUGGCUGCUCUCCUGAAGCCACGGUAUCCAGGCCUCAAGUGCUUUGCCUUCUCACCACCUGGGGGACUCUGCUCUAAGGAAUUUGCUCAGGCAACUCAGAGUUUUGUGAUGUCAGUGGUGGUUGGGGAUGACCUAGUUCCUCGACUCUCUUUGAACUCCCUCCAUGACCUGCGCCAUAAGAUUAAAUGUGUUUUGGAUACCUGUCCUCAGCCCAAGUACCGUGUGUUGGCACAGGGCUGCUGGUACAUGUUGUUUGGUAUAUCAACAUCUUCCCUGCACUCUGCCAACUCUGUUGACAGCCCCACACAGGACCGGCCACUGCUGGAAGGAAGUGGCAGUACCUACACUUACCCAUCAACUCCCUCUGUGCAGGAGAGUGUGGAUGACGUGCAGGUGAUGUUUUCCGAGCCAGAUUCUCAGCGGCCCCAUAUCCCCCGACACACUGAAACACCACUCUUCCUUCCUGGCAGGGUCCUUUACUGCUUCCCUAGUCUACCAGAAGAAGACAGGCUGGAGGGCAGUGUGGGAGAAUGGGAGUUUACUUGGAGUGAAACAAAGGAGUUCUCACAGAUCCUCAUCUCCCCUUUCAUGAUGCGCCACCACUUGCCCCCCGUGGUGAUGGCUGCUCUCAGGGAUGCAGCAGAUCAGGCUGCUGACCCUACCUAGUAAGAGACUGUGUUGGAAGAGAUGUCUGCCCAUAGAUAAAUGAGGUCAUGUUUUCCAUUGUAUUGAGGUAGAAUAAGUCUAGUGGGAAACUAAGUAGUGAGAAAGUAUUAUGGUGACUAGAAGUAGUAUUUUGUACUCAUUUUGGCUCCUGGCAUAAUAAACCAUUUUUACUAUUCCUCUAGUAUCAGACUGUUACCAAGGUGGUGGUGGUGAGGGAGGUAAUGGGAAGGUUAAGAUAGAUGCUCUCAGGGAGUCAGUUUUGACAGGAGAGAGAUUUGAUGUAUGGGUAGAGUAUUGCUUAUCCUUUAUUUCCUUUUAUAGUAUUUAGUUACUAGUAUGUAUUGUAUUAUAUCUUACUUGAAUAUGAGGGAGAUAGUAAAUAUUAGAUGGAGAUUUGAGCCUGGUGAAUACUGAUAGUAAAGAUGUAUGAAAUGUGAGUCAGCUGCCAUUUGUGGAUGAUAUGCACUGGUGGCUGAUUCAGAGAAGAGGUUGAGACAAGUGGUGAAAGAGUUUGGAAGAGUAUAUAAAAGAAUGAAUAGAAGAGUAAAUGAGAGUAAGAGGAAAAUGAUGGUGUACAUACAAGAAUAAUAGAUGAUUGUAUUUUUCACUGUUAAUUUGCAUGAGGAGUACUUCAAAAUACAUGUUGCUGUGAAUGAAAUUAUAAAUAUAGGGAAGAGAUUUAGAAUGGAUAAAGUAGGGAAAGUGUGGGGAAGAUUGAAAAGCAUUUAUAGGAAGACUUCUUGGUGUAAAUAUAAAGAAAAGGUUGUGUGAAGGAGUUGUGGCAUGAAUAAGCUAAGGGUGGGUUCUACAAUGGAUGGGGAAUUUACCUGAUGUGAAAGCAGACCUAAGUUAAGCUAAGCACCUAACAGUACACAGGCCUGAGAUAUAGGUACUUAUUUGGAAUCUUGGGUGAUAUGUCCACUUGGGGUAGUAAUAGGCUGAGAAGGAGCAGAGUGACUGCUCGGUGUAGUAGCUGGCAUAUAACUCCAGUCAUUCCUUGGGUGGAAUUGCUUUGAGUGGGAGUAGGAGUGUAACUGAUAGCGCCACAUGUGAAGCGGGCUGACAAUGGUUUUGUUUCAGGAGUGUGGAUCUGUUCCAUCUGGAUUCUCAUUGGUUCAUCUACUCAUUAAGAUGGGUUGUUAGACUUAAAUUGAUACUAUUACCCACCACCAUCAAAUUACCCAGUUGGAAUGAUAAUUCUAACAUAGUAGUGGAACAGGGAGUAAUGGAGAAGGAGGAGGAGGAAGAGCUUAAAUUUUAUGACAGGAGGUAUCUGAGGAUUAUGUACAGAGUAAAAUGCAUGGAUUGAACGAAGAAUGAGAAAGCCUGAAGAACUAGUUUUCUCCAAGUGUUAGCUGGUUGAAUGGAACAAAUAGUGUAGAGUUUUUGGGUGUAUAGAGGGAAUGGAAAAAGUGGAAAAGAUAAGUGCAUCUGAUAUGAAAUAUAUAGGUUUGAGAGGAAGACCAUGUUGAGGUGCAUGGACAAUGUGAAGAAGGCAUCAGAUGCAAGGAGGGAUGUCUGUGGACCAAGAAAAAGUAAUUUUUUGUUUUGUGGCUGAGUGAAGAGCAGUUGUUAAUGAAGACAGUUUUACACCAAAGGCUUAGAGGUAAAGAUGAAAAGGAAUGCUUGUAAAAAAAGCCCACUAAAAAUGCCCAACCCUAGAGGAGACAGCUCAAAGGCAAGUCAAAGAUUACAUUAAAAAGUGUCUUGAAACCUUCUUAAAAGAGUUUAAGUCUUAAGCAGGAGGGAAUACAGAAGUCAGUAGGAAGUUCCAGAGUUUACCAGUAAAAGGGAUGAAAUACUAAGAAUACUGGCUGGUUCUUGCAUUAGGGAGGUGGACAGAAUAAGGAUGAGUGAAAGUCAAAAGCCUUGUAUAGUGAAGCUGCAGAGGAAGCAUGCAGGUUGCAGUUAACAAGGUCAGAAGAGCAGUUGGCAUGAAAUUGGCUAAACAUCUUGUCUUGUCUUGGCUGCCUUCCUUUAAGGGGGUACAUCAGUUUGGUUUAUAGUUGCAUCUAUCACAUAUAUAGUCAUGUGAUUAUGUCACUUUUAACUUGAUUUCAUAAUUUUAAUGUUUAUAUAUGUGAAUAGAAUUAAACUUGCAGCUAGGCAGUUUAAAUCUGAGAGGGUUGUUGAUAAGUAAAUAUCAGAUAUUUUAUAGAAUAGACUGCAGUAAAAUAUUUUUGUUAUUAUAAAUAGAUAACAUACAGCAAUAUGCACCUCACAGUGGAUGAAUAACUGACAUGAGAGAUGUGUGACAGCUUGUAUUAUGAGCGCCAUGUUGUUUCUUGAAAACUCUACCAGCCUAUUCUUAUGCAUACAUUUUCUGGAACAGUUACUUCAUCUUCACAAAAUUUUAUCUUCCUAUGUAGUUGUGCAUUUCAUGACAUUUAGAUUAUUAUCUUUCACUAUAUUUUGCAUUGUUUUCAAGAUGAAACAUUAGAACUUGUAAUAAUUUGCUUUAUUUAUCAUGUUAAAUCAGGCUGAGAUAAGUUUGCUCUGAGUAAAUUUGUCUAAUUCUAUGUAUAUUCAUCAAAAUGUGUUUCACAUGAAUGGCAGUACACUUAGCUUUUACAGGAUAAUUAAGACUUUCAUGAUUUGUUAGUUAUUCAUAGUAGUAAAGGAGUAGUCCUUUUAAACAUAUAACAUGUUUUUAUUGCUUGUUCUAUUGAACUGGACUCCUUGAAUUUGCUUUUUUUUUUUUUUUAUGAGACUUACUUGUGUGCAAAAGUUUUAGUUUAAAAAACAAUGAAAGAUGUGGACCAGUCAUAUUUCAGAUGUAUGAAACACAAACACAAAGGACAUUAGCAUCAGAAAAUUAAGUCAGAGCAAAGUGUAACCUGGUUUUUGUGAAGUGUGGAAUUGAUACAGUUCUCAGGAAUGCAAGCAUUUAUCAUCUUAUUGCUUGCAAAUUGAGAAAUAAAUUAAUUUAACUCUCAUAUGAAAAAAGUUAAAUAAUAAAUGACCAGAUCUUUGUUCUGUAAUGGAGGAUAUAUUAGCAAUCAGAAAAGCAAUUAUAUUUAAGUACAGAGUGGUAUAACUGUAUAUUAAUAUUUUAUUAAAGUCUCAAGAUUAUCGUGUGUGUCUAUAUUUAGUUAAUAUGAAGUUAAUGAAAGAGAUAAAUCUUUGCAACAUAAUGAUAAAUUACUUAUCCAUCCAGUUCCAAUGAAGAAGACGUUAAGGUGUCUCUAUGUAUAUUAUGUAUCUUAGGGGUGUCAGCCUCACAGAGAUGUAAGAGAAAACUGGCAGUGUAUUUUCUGAUAAGCAACCUUAUUCUUAGGGGAAACUCAAAUAAAAGUUGUGUAGUGCACCAGGGCAAGAUUUUCUAAAACACAAGGUCUGAGACUUGAAAAGAUGCUGUCAUAGAUCCCCAGAUAUGUGUUAUUGUCAGGCAAAGGGUCAGAAUGCCCACCUCUUUGUUGCUUGUGAUGUUCUUCAAGUAUGAUUUGGUAACAUCAUCAGCACUUGUCUUGGAGUACGUGUAUGUUCUGGAAGACCUUGACCAGUAGCCUUUGGGAAUUAUGAUUGAGGAACAUUUAGUUUGCUGCAUUUUUUAAUCUAUUUGAUUCUCAUGUUCAGUGGUAUACAGAAAGCCCUUACUUAAUUCUUUGGGAAUUACUUUUACAUGAUGUAUAUGUAUUAAAGAUUUUCAUUGACAUAAUGAAUACAUAAAUAUUUAAAUAUAUAGACUAAUUUGUAAGUUUUCAUAUUGUAAUGGCUUGUAUUUUGUAUGUACUUCUAGUUGAGACAUGCUCAUGAGCAGGACUGAGUGUCUGGCUGUGGCUGGUGAUCCAUUCAUGCAUUAACUGGCCAUCUUCCAUUACUUACCUGUUCCACUUGACCCUCCAAAAGUAUUGUAAUAAGAAUAUUCCUGCCCUUAACUAUAAAAUGUACCUGAAUAGUGCUCUAUCAGUCAGCAAAUUUAUUUCUCUUAGUUGUAUGCCAACAAUUGGUCAUUGUACUAGUUCAUUUAUUCUGUAGUUUUAUGAUUUCUACUGUGAUGAAAUUGUAUUUUCUACUUAAAUUUAAUGAAUCUCAUUCAUUGGUAUUUAUUUGAUUGAUUUCAUAUACUUCAUUAGUUUAAUUUAAUUUCCUGUAUUUUUAUUUUAUUUCAUGGGCUCUAUUUUUGUUCUGCUCUUGCUUGUGUGUGCCUUGCAUGGGCAGGAAAGCUGUCAAUGAAAAGAUAAAGAAUAUUAUGGAAGUAGCCUUUUAUUAUAGUCUAUAUACAUUCUUGAUUAUUUUUAUCAAUAUUCAUUAUGUAGAGUAAAUUUUCUAAUAAAUAUAUCAUCAAGAUCUUUUUUACCUGAAGUUUGUAUUCAUACAGGUGUCUCCUUCAACAUCAAAGAAAAUUGAUGUAAAAUGUACCAACAUUUUUUUAAUGUUGCUUUUUCUAAUAAUGUUGGCCUUAUGUACUAACAUCAUUGAAUGAAAAGUCAUUUAUCAAGUAUACAUUGUGUCAAAAGUUAACUUAAGUCUCCCUCAUACUGCUUUGUAAUGAUGCAUGUGUAGCUAGUAAAGGAUACAUUUGUUCAUAGUUUACAGAGGAUGUUUCAGGGCUGGUGGCUGGGCGUUGUUAUCAGAGCUUUCUUCCAUCAGUCCAUUUAACAAAGUAAUUUUGCCCAAGUCUUAUUUUUCUUUUCUCUCACACAGUCUUUUCUCAACCUGUUUUCUUCUUAUCUAUGAUUAUUCUCUUGUAUAACAAAUUUGCUGUUGUUUCUCCACAAAACUGUACCAAAAAAGUAUCUUGAGCAUCAUAUGAUAGGCAAUUUUUAUUUAUAGAGGUAAGAAAAGAACCAAAGGUGUUAAGUCUUCCAGAAAAUAAUGAUUGUUUUCUUUUACCUUAAUGAUACUGUAUUUAAUCAUUAGUAGCCUUGGAAUCUGUAUUUUGUGCUAUAUAUAAAAAAUGAUUUGUCUA
Scylla paramamosain (green mud crab) is the source of this 7227-nucleotide messenger RNA. Its product is annotated as diacylglycerol lipase-beta-like. Gene Ontology annotation, cellular component: plasma membrane; cytoplasm. The record is from RefSeq and is a predicted model, not a curated record. Lineage: Eukaryota; Metazoa; Arthropoda; Malacostraca; Decapoda; Portunidae. The transcript is spliced from 16 exons. Gene Ontology annotation, molecular function: triacylglycerol lipase activity. The coding region runs from base 252 to 2315 and encodes 687 amino acids. Gene Ontology annotation, biological process: arachidonate metabolic process; neurogenesis; diacylglycerol catabolic process.